AUUACUGGUUGGUUUAGGAAUACUUGAGAUAGAACCCUCUCGGACUCAUCAUGGACUACGCUUAUGCCUUGUUGGACAGAGGGUAUAUCCCGGAUUCAGUGCUCCGACCCACUAUCAGAAGCUUGUGUCGAAAGCGACAGCGAGAAAUCGAUCGAGGCUCACUCACCGCUCAGCACGCUGCAAAGCUUGAAUUUAUCUCUGAUCUCUACUCUAGACCUAUCGCUAUCGAGCAGGAGAAAGCCAACGAACAGCACUAUGAAGUUCCUACGGAAUUUUUGAAGCUAUGCCUUGGACCUCGGAUGAAAUAUUCUUCUUGCAUCUUUGAAAACGACAAGAGCUCGCUGGGAGAUGCUGAAGAUGCUAUCCUGUCCAGCUAUUGCGUCGAUGCGAGACUUGGAAAGGGCUUGAGAGGCGUAGGAGGAAGCACAUCCUCCGUCUCCCUGCCUGGUCCUAAAGUCGAGGGAAAGAGUCAAUCACAGGUCAAAGAAUGGGAAGCUGGCAAGGAAGGGGAAGGCCUGAGGAUAUUGGACUUGGGAUGCGGUUGGGGCUCAUUGGGUCUUUUCUUGGCUGAGCACUACCCCGCCGCAUCCAUCACCAUGUUGUCCAACUCUCGCACACAAAAGCUUCAUAUCGAUGGAGUGGCCGAGUCCAAGGGGUUCAAAAAUGUCAAAGUCAUCACGGGAGAUGUCAAUGUAUACGACUUCGAGGAGAAAGAACAGUUCACCCAUAUCCUCUCCAUUGAAAUGUUUGAACAUAUGAAAGCGUACCCUGCUCUCCUUCGGAAAAUCUCUACCUGGCUCGCUCCUUCCGGAUACCUAUUCAUCCACUUUUUCUGCCACAAGGAUACGCCUUAUCACUUUGAGGAAGACGACGGUUGGAUGGCUCAGACCUUCUUCUCAGGCGGUACGAUGCCUUCCCUCGACUUGUUCACGUACUUCCAGGAUGAUCUCAAAGUCGUCCAUUCCUCGUACCUCAACGGCACGCAUUACGCCAAGACGCUCGAGGCAUGGCUCAAACUCCAGGACAAGAAUAGUAAGGAAGGUAUGAGGAUACUCCAAGAGGCGAUGGGUGCGGAAGAGGGAAGCAAGACGUUUUACAGAUUCAGAGUCUUCUUCAUGGCUUGUGCAGAGUUCUUCGGGCUCGACAAGGGAGAGACGUGGGGUGUGGCGAGGUACCUAUUUGAGAAGAGGUGAACGUUAGGCGGAAUUUUGAAACGGGCGAAAAUAACGCCAUAUGAGUGCCCAACCUCACGUUAGAGAUGACAUCAAUGCAUGAUACAUACAGUAGAUC
Messenger RNA from Kockovaella imperatae, 1290 nucleotides. RefSeq names its product S-adenosyl-L-methionine-dependent methyltransferase. The record is from RefSeq and is a predicted model, not a curated record. The coding region runs from base 51 to 1193 and encodes 380 amino acids. NCBI's taxonomy places the organism in Eukaryota, Fungi, Basidiomycota, Tremellomycetes, Tremellales, Cuniculitremaceae. The transcript is spliced from 4 exons.